AACCCCACCGCACGCGAGGCGGCCUCCAUGUACGGCACCGCUGUGGCCAUCUUCCUGGUCAUCCUGGUGGCUGCAUUGCAGGGCUCAGUGCCCCCUGAGAAUCCCUUCCCCUACCACGUCCCCCUGGACCCUGAAGGAACCCUGGAACUGUCCUGGAAUGUCAGCUAUGCACGGGAGGAUGUCCACUUCCAGCUCCUGGUGCGGGGACUCAAAGCUGGCGUGCUCUUCGGCAUGUCCGACCGCGGAGAACUCCAGAAUGCUGAUCUCGUUGUACUCUGGACCGAUGGGAACAGUGCCUAUUUUGGGGAUGCCUGGAGUGACCAGAAGGGGCAAAUCCACCUGGACUCCCAGCAGGAUUACCAGCUACUUCGGGCACAGAAGACCCCAGAAGGCCUCUACCUGCUCUUCAAAAGGCCCUUUAGCACCUGUGACCCCAAGGAUUACCUCAUAGAGGAUGGGACAGUGCACCUCAUCUAUGGGAUCUUGGAGCAGCCAUUCCUGUCUCUGGAAGCCAUCAACACAUCUGACUUGCAGACCGGUCUACAGAGGGUGCAGCUGCUGAAGCCCAACAUCAUGGUGCCCUCUCUGCCCGAGGACCUGAACACCAGGGAGAUUCGCGCCCCCAAUGUCCUGAUCCCUGGUCAGGAGACCACGUACUGGUGCUACAUCACAGAGCUACCCGCAAGCUUCUCGAAACACCACAUUGUCAUGUACGAACCCAUUGUCACCGUGGGUAACGAGGCCCUGGUGCACCACAUGGAGGUCUUCCAGUGUGCUGCCGAGUUUGAGAGCUUCCCCCACUUCAGCGGACCCUGCGACUCCAAAAUGAAGCCAGACCGUCUCAACUACUGCCGCCAUGUGCUGGCCGCCUGGGCCCUGGGUGCAAAGGCAUUUUACUACCCCGAGGAAGCUGGCUUGCCCUUCGGGGGGGCUGGCUCUUCCAGGUACCUCCGCCUGGAAGUCCACUACCACAACCCACUGAAGAUCAAAGGCCGGCGUGACUCCUCAGGCAUCCGCCUGUACUACACGGCCUCACUGCGGCCUUACGAUGCAGGCAUCAUGGAACUGGGCCUGGUGUAUACCCCUGUGAUGGCCAUUCCCCCACAGGAGACUGCCUUCAUGCUCACCGGCUACUGCACGGACAAGUGUACCCAGUUGGCGCUGCCCUCCUCUGGAAUCCACAUCUUUGCUUCACAGCUGCACACACAUCUGACCGGCAGGAAGGUAGUCACAGUGCUGGCCCGGGGCGGCCGUGAGAGGGAGGUGGUGAACAGGGACAAUCACUACAGCCCACAUUUCCAGGAGAUCCGCAUGCUGAAGAAGGUGGUGUCUGUUCACCCGGGGGAUGUCCUCAUCACUUCCUGCACGUACAACACGGAAGACAGGAACCUGACCACCGUGGGCGGCUUCGGGAUCCUGGAGGAGAUGUGUGUCAACUACGCGCACUAUUACCCUCAGACGCAGCUGGAGCUCUGCAAGAGUGCAGUGGACCCCGGCUUCCUGCAGAAAUACUUCCACCAGGUCAACAGUUUCAACAGUGAGGAUGUCUGUACCUGCCCACAGACAUCUGUCCCACAGCAGUUUGCCUCUGUCCCCUGGAACAGCUUCAACCGAGAGGUGCUCAAGGCGCUGUACAACUUUGCCCCGAUCUCAGUACACUGCAACAAGUCCUCAGCCGUCCGCUUCCAGGGUGAGUGGAAUCUGCAGCCAUUGCCCAAGAUCACCUCCACACUGGAAGAACCACCCCCGCGGUGCCCAGCCCACCGUGCCCAGAACCCCAGCGGCCCCACUGUGGUCAACAUGGGCGGGGGCAAAAGUUGA
This is a messenger RNA of Chrysochloris asiatica (Cape golden mole), 1821 nucleotides long. RefSeq names its product dopamine beta-hydroxylase (dopamine beta-monooxygenase) (gene DBH). Gene Ontology annotation, cellular component: secretory granule membrane. The coding region runs from base 28 to 1821 and encodes 597 amino acids. The transcript is spliced from 12 exons. Gene Ontology annotation, biological process: octopamine biosynthetic process; norepinephrine biosynthetic process; dopamine catabolic process. Gene Ontology annotation, molecular function: copper ion binding; dopamine beta-monooxygenase activity. The record is from RefSeq and is a predicted model, not a curated record. Lineage: Eukaryota; Metazoa; Chordata; Mammalia; Afrosoricida; Chrysochloridae.